Brassica napus (rape) is the source of this 1121-nucleotide messenger RNA. RefSeq names its product short-chain dehydrogenase reductase 2a. Gene Ontology annotation, molecular function: oxidoreductase activity, acting on the CH-OH group of donors, NAD or NADP as acceptor. The transcript is spliced from 2 exons. Bases 92 to 994 code for a protein of 300 amino acids. The record is from RefSeq and is a predicted model, not a curated record. Lineage: Eukaryota; Viridiplantae; Streptophyta; Magnoliopsida; Brassicales; Brassicaceae.
UAGGUGUAGAUGUAUGCAUCUACUACUAUUCAUUUCAACGCUAAGCUACAGAUUCUCCCUCUAUCUCUAACUCUCUCACUAAAAAUCCGCCAUGCCGGCUCAAGUGAUCACUGAGCAGACCUUUCAAUCCCUCCACGACACCAUCAUGGAGGAUACAAAUUCAACUUUAUUUCAUAAGAGGUUGGAAGGAAAAGUAGCCAUCAUAACCGGAGGAGCACAUGGGAUCGGCAAAGCUACCGUCAAGCUAUUCGCGAGACACGGUGCCACGGUGGUGAUCGCUGACGUGGACGCCACAGCCGGAUCUUCCCUGGCUAAAUCGAUCUCAUCAUCCCAAGUCGCCUUCAUAAGCUGCGAUGUCUCGGUCGAAGCUGACGUGGAAAACCUAGUGAACGUGACCAUCGCACGUUACGGUCGGCUUGACGUGCUAUUCAACAACGCAGGAGUUCUCGGAGACCAGAAGAAACACAAAAGCAUAUUAGACUUCAACGCUGAAGAGUUCGACCAAGUGAUGCGUGUGAACGUGCGAGGCGCAGGGCUCGGCAUGAAACACGCGGCACGUGCCAUGAUUAAAAGAGGCUUUAAAGGUUGUAUAAUCUCGACGGCGAGUGUGGCGGGCGUUAUGGGUGGAAUGGGCCCACAUGCUUACACGGCGUCGAAGCAUGCGAUCGUUGGACUGACCAAGAACGCAGCUUGUGAGCUCGGGAGGUAUGGGAUUAGGGUUAACUGCAUAUCACCGUUUGGAGUUGCUACGUCGAUGCUGGUGAACGCGUGGAGGAAGACGAGUGGAUGUGGUGACAUGGAAGAUGGUGAUGAUGUAGAGGAGAUGGAGGAGUUCGUGAGGAGUUUGGCUAAUUUGAAAGGAGAGACAUUGAGAGCGACGGAUAUAGCUGAAGCGGCGUUGUAUUUGGCGAGUGAUGAGUCAAAGUAUGUUAAUGGACAUAACCUUGUUGUUGACGGGGGUGUUACGACUGCGAGGAACUGUGUUGGUUUGUGAUGAUAUGCCUCUUCUCUAAUUAAUCUGAUAAUUAACUGCAUUUGGUAAAUCUUUUUGUUCGUUUUUUGUUUGUGCCUUUGCGUUGUUGGAAAUUGCUGGUGAAUCAAUAAAACAGUGAUUUUAAUCA